AAGCUAACAGUUGACUUCGUGUAUUAACGACUGAACGUGGAACAUCAAAGUGUCUUAAGAAUUUUACCAGACCAUCUUUGUUAACUCUUGAUGGAAGAAUACCGUAACGGGUUCAGCCCUGUGCUCGCUAGGAUUAAAUUUGCUACAACUUGAUCUGAGUGAAAUUGCAACAUAAAUACGAAGAGCUAUAAAACUUGGAAGCAAUUCAUAUUCAUAAGUAGCUGCAACAAUAUCAUGAGCGUCUGGGUGAGAUGUUACCUCUACAUUGUGGUACUGUACGCUUCAACGAAAUGCCAAGGAGAUGACUGCAUCCAGACAAUGCCACACCCCAAAGAGUGUAUUUACCAAGAUGAUAAAGGACAUAAGUACGAUCUGACGACGAUAAGAAAUGAUAAUGGAACACCAAGAUUUAAGGCAUCAGAUCAACCAGACAAGCCGGAGUGCGGAUAUGAGUACAGCUUCAAUCCAUGCAUCUCCUUCACGUUAGGAACUUCAGGGCCAGCAAGUGAUUGUCAGUCUGAUAAUGAUGUAGCGGUUUGUCGAUCGCACGAUCUCAUCCACCGUAGAAUAGGAAAACAAAGUUCAGUAAAGUUUGGUCGCUACAAACGUACUAAGAUACCAAUGCUGCAUUAUUGUAGGUAAGCCUGUACACUUAACAACCGAUUUAAUGGGAUGUCUCGUCUUCCUAUUUUGUUGUGUAAAUUAUAUACUAGUAGGUGGAUUACACGUUAAUAGUGUUUCCUUCAAGAGAGAAAUAGUGAAAUGUCCCCGGCUAUUUUGUUAC
Molecule: messenger RNA, 784 nt
Organism: Orbicella faveolata
Lineage: Eukaryota; Metazoa; Cnidaria; Anthozoa; Scleractinia; Merulinidae
Cellular component (GO): trans-Golgi network
Source: RefSeq, a predicted model, not a curated record